AUGUCACCCAAAGUUCUCUGCGCCCCACGUGACCCACGCUCAUCCAUGGAUGCAGUGACGCUCAGCGGGGUGUCUGAGCGCAGCCUGGAGACUACAGCAGCUGAGGAGAGCAGAGUAAAACUGACAGGAAGUCCACAGACUGUUAUGAGGGGGGUCAGCUCGACAGUGAAGACCCUCAAACACACGGCCACGUGCGAGAAAAAAGCACAGCGUGGCAAACGGAGGAUGAAGGCGAACGACAGGGAGCGCCACCGCAUGCACAACCUGAACUCCGCCCUGGAUGUGCUGAGGAGCAUCCUGCCCUCACUGCCCGAGGACGCCAAGCUGACCAAGAUCGAAACUCUGCGCCUCGCCCACAACUACAUAUGGGCACUGACGCAGACUCUGCGCAUGCCCGAGCAGCACAGACGGACGCCAGUGGGAUCUUAUUUGGGCAGUCCAACAAGUGUUUCAUCAGCAGGGUGGGACUUGUCUUCACCGGAGCCCGCUUAUGUCCCCGCUGACUUUGAAAUAUUCUCUCAUGAAAUCAAUUGCAGAAUUUUAGCUAGAGAGCAGUCCUGUGUUGUGCCUGUUACCUAUCACUUCAGGUCAUUCUGUGGUUAAAUUGAUGCCAACAAA
This is a messenger RNA of Cheilinus undulatus (humphead wrasse), 618 nucleotides long. It is a transcript of the gene neurog3, whose product is annotated as neurogenin 3. Bases 1 to 603 code for a protein of 200 amino acids. The transcript has a single exon. The record is from RefSeq and is a predicted model, not a curated record. Gene Ontology annotation, molecular function: protein dimerization activity. NCBI's taxonomy places the organism in Eukaryota, Metazoa, Chordata, Actinopteri, Labriformes, Labridae.